GCAUUCUGUGUAAAUUAUAAGCUAACCUAAAAUGUUAUCUGAACAUCAUGCCUUUUUUUUUUUUUGUUUUCCUUGGAGGAGUUUAUGUAUUAUGAUUUGAAAUUUGAGUUUUUAUUUUCAUCCUAAUUCUCGUUUUGAAUUAGGUUCAUUCUAUCGCUAAGUUCGACUUUAAUUCCUAUAUAUGUGUGUUUUUCCCCAAAAGUGCCAAGUCUGCAGAGCAAAGCACGAUCAAAGAGUAGAUUCUAGCUAAAAAUGCAUAAAUGAACUAAAAAGUAAAAUUGUAUAUCUACACAAGAAUAUAUUUAGUGUUAAAAAAGGAAAAAAAAAAAAAGAAGAAAAAUCCUGGCUUAUACUGAUAUGUUAAAAGAUAAUACAAAGGUUUGAUGGCGUUUCUGGUUGCUGUUAGCUCGCCCAGUCCUCUUAAAAGAAGAGAUUUUGAACAACUUCUAGUUCCUUUUUCACGUUUUGGUAAGUUUAUGUACGCGAACCAAUUAGACGUAAUGAGUAAUCUCUGUCGUUUUGGUUUCAAAAUGGUAUCUUUCUGCUUAUAAGUAGGCUAUUCCUCCAUCCUGGACAAUAAUAUGCCACUGGAAUUUUAGUCAUCAAUUUGCUAGCAGCUGGUUUUGGUAUAGAUAUUGGUAUGUAUAUAGUGGCGUAUCCAGGAUUUUCAUUCAGGGUGUUCGGAAAAAUAAUUGAACCACUUGAGCUAGCCUUUUACAUUUGUUCAGGGUGUUCAAAAGUUAAUAUAUGUUCAAACAGGCUCUUAAUUGGUCUUAACUCUUAACUAAGUGAUUCGGGACAAACUUAGUUGUGUUCCUAAACUUUAGUUCAGUGUUGUGAAAGGCGAGCGCCAUCUCGCCAAAGGCGAGAGGCGUGGCGAGCUCACCUUCAAAAGGCGAGCCAAAGGCGCUAAUGGCGCCAAGGUGAGGCGCCACUUGUGGCGAGGCGACAAUGGGUAUUUAAAAAAAAAAAGCAAUUAAAAGUUGAAGACUUAAAUGAAAACAAUGGCUAGGGUUUUCUUUGCCUCUCUUCUCCUUCAAGCUUUUCAGCCUUCUCCAUCUAACUAGGUAGGAAUUUUAUAGAGAAUGGUGGCAGAAGAGUCAACAGCAUGUGUCUGGCAUGGCUAACGAUCCACCAGCGAGACUCAUAGGCGACUUCUCCGAGCAAAUUUCUGAUAAGGGUCCUUGAUAACAAUCUCCUUUUGCGGUGGUCUUGAAACAUAAGAGAGAAACAAAGUGAAAAAAGAAAAAGAGAUGCUGGGAUUUUCAUAUGGAGAGCUAUUUCUCAUGCUUGGCGCUACUGCUGCUGUUAUUGGACCUAAAGAUCUGCCAAUCAUUGCAAGAACAGCUGGCAGAUUUGCUGGGCGUGCCAUUGGUUAUGUUCAACUGGCCCGUGGCCAAUUUGAAAAUGUCAUGCAGCAGUCUCAAGCUCGCCAGAUGCAUAAGGAAAUGCAAGAAACCAUGGCUCAAGUAGAAGCCAUACGUCAUGAAAUUCGAACAUUCUCUUUUAUGAAUCCUGGUCUACUGACAACGAGGCUAGUAGACAACAUCAACGCUACAGCUGGGGCUAGCACGAUCACAAAUGGACCUCAAAAAUCUGAUGAAAAGAGAACAAUAGUUGAAAAUGGACCUCAAAAAUCUGAUAAGGAGAACAAAGCAGUAACUAUCACACCUAAGGAUCUUAAUUCAAGGAGCUCAGCUUUGUCAGAUAUGCACAGUCAAGCAGCUGCUUAUGCGAGAUUGGCAGAAAUGGCUCCUUUGGGACCUGUAUCCGUAGAUAGAGAAAGUCUGAGUGAACUGACUGAUGAAUCUGGCAGUAUCACUGUACUUCCUGUCUCUGCUGAGAGUGCAGGACUGUUGCCAAAAUGUAAAGAUGAAGCAAAGGGGUCCGACAUUGUCUUAGAAGCGAUACUGGAGGCAGAAGUGGCAAAGAAUGCCAAAGAAUUUUUCUCACAGCCACAAAACCAAUUACAAAGUGAAUGACUAGGUAUAUUGAAAGAACUUUUACACCAUUAGAAGGCGGUCAAGUGAGCAUGUCAGCAGUGGAUGAAAGAUUGCCGUGGAAAAGAUAGAUGAUUUAGGCCUAGUUAGAGUCUAGUUAUGGUUGAGUCUUUUUACCUCGUUUCUCAGAUACCAUUGCCCUCUCCCAACCAGCUGCGUGAAUAAAGAAGAGACAACAGCAUUAAACCUUUAACUGGAGUUUCCUCCCUUUCUUUGUUUCUUUUGCAUUGAUUUUCAUUUUUCCCUUUUGUGAAGAUUGUAAUUGUCUUUUCCUCAAUCAAUCUGAAGAGACAACAUUAUUAACAUUUUUCAGUGAUUGUGGUUUAAUUGAUAAAUGCACUCCCUUCUGCAAUCUAACCAAA
Messenger RNA from Lycium barbarum (goji berry), 2362 nucleotides. RefSeq lists its product as uncharacterized. The transcript is spliced from 2 exons. Lineage: Eukaryota; Viridiplantae; Streptophyta; Magnoliopsida; Solanales; Solanaceae. The record is from RefSeq and is a predicted model, not a curated record. Bases 1254 to 1982 code for a protein of 242 amino acids.